AUGGGGUCUGGCGGAUCGAAGCCCGAGUCCAACCCCGAAUUGGCAAUGGGCCACAGGAUCGACCAGAUCAAGAAGCUCAAAAUUAGCACACCCUCGUCUAAGGAGCUGCACGUGGAUGGAGCCGUAGUAAAAGAGGAUGAGAUCUCGUUCUCCAGUUCAAAGAGGGUGCUGGAAUCUGACGAAUCGGAAAAGGGGUUGAAGAUGGGGCGGGAAUCUGACAAUGCUGAUAAGGAGGAGUCGGAUAAGGAGGAUGGAAGAGAAAUAGGAUCUAGAGAUGGGCCCGGGUCACCGAGUUUCAGCGUGUAUAAUUUCAACUCGGUUCCUCACUCGGGCGAUAUUAGGGCACUGAGCAAGGAAAAAGAAGGUAAGCACAGCACUUUGGUGCAUGGAAGAACAGACAGCAUGGACUCCAGUCAGGGAUUGAGAUCCAAAGCAACGAAGAAGGACAAGGGAGGGAGAUUCCAGGGAUUGAAGAAAGGGCCCGCAUAUAGCUGCAUGAACAUUCCAUCUUGCUACAGACCCCCUUGUGAUAGCCCUAGAGUUGUGGGAAAAUCUGUAUAGGAUAAAAAGAUUUUCCUUUUUUUGAAUCUUUUUCUAACAUUUGAUGGAAGGAAAUUUGUGUUGUAUUUUCUUGUUUACUAACCCAGGACUUGUAAAAUUUGCAACUAUCUUUCUUUAGCAUUGUAAAUUUCAUCUGCAUGCCUUCUUGUUUCUCCCUCUGUGGUUUGUAUUUUCAUUUCACCUCUCAAUUCUAUA
Magnolia sinica is the source of this 756-nucleotide messenger RNA. RefSeq lists its product as uncharacterized. The record is from RefSeq and is a predicted model, not a curated record. Lineage: Eukaryota; Viridiplantae; Streptophyta; Magnoliopsida; Magnoliales; Magnoliaceae. Bases 1 to 561 code for a protein of 186 amino acids. The transcript has 3 exons.